Heterotrigona itama is the source of this 1085-nucleotide messenger RNA. NCBI's taxonomy places the organism in Eukaryota, Metazoa, Arthropoda, Insecta, Hymenoptera, Apidae. The record is from the annotation of a GenBank genome assembly.
AUGGACACAAUUGGAUUCGAGACGACCUGCAGCGCAGGUAUAAGUGUUAAGUGUACCUGCAGUGAACGACCAACAGAUCGUGAAAGGCCACGACCAAGCGUUGCAAAAUUUGGUCAACCCAAAACCGAUUUAUCUUGCCGAUCACGUGGUUGGGAAGGAACAAGGGAAUUGGUUUUAUAUAUAAGGGCCAGUGGAACGGGUCUCACGAGUAAUAGUACAGAGGUCCUUGUGAAGCAAUAGCGGAUCAUCUAUAUCGUGCUUCGUUUAUCGUACAUAUCAUCACUAGCAAGAUUUAUACACGGCACGAGAUCUAGAAUACGUUUAAUCUGUGAUGGUGAGAAGAAGAAUCAAAGAUGGCGCGGAGCCGCCAUAUUAGCUUACGCAUGUGCAUUCGUGAUAUAAGGAGCAACGCAUGUGCAUUUGUGAUAAGUAACGUGUGACUUGCAACCUAUAUUUUCUUCUAUAAAAUUAACACUUUUGAACCAAGAUAUUGGUUAAUCGCGAUUACUUGCAAGCAAUUUUCAUCACUUUGAUCGAAAUAAUUGCACGAUACAGAAACUAUUCGAGUAUUACGUGUUAUAUCUCCGUAUGUGACUUUUGGUGUACACUGAAUUUUCGACACACGUUUUUCAUUUGUCGGGACUUUUCCAAGCAAUGCAUUAACGCAGAAGAUCCGUCUUUUUCGAGAGAAUAAUAUCCGAUUUGAUACCGAUUUGGGAAAUAAAUCGCAAAACGUUACAUUUGAUCAAGAUACGAGACGAUACAUUUCGUUAAAUGAUUCUAACCUGCGAGGAUAAGGAAAAGUGUCAAAGCAAUUUUAUCUUUAAUGAAUAUAUGUGUGAGAAGAUUAAUAGAAGAAGAGACAAUCACGACGGUCAAUUCUUGGCUAACAAGCUGUUCCUGCUGCGACCUAUUAAACAACCGAUACGAGUGGAGUACAACAAUGUCAACAAACUUACGAUACAUCUUUCUGUUUAGCGAACACUGUGCUUUAUGGAAACAGAAUAAAGUGAAAUAGUGUUUACUGCUAUCUAUAGCUGUGGCAAGCUGUAUUGUACAGUGAAUUUUCUUUCUCUUGUACUUGU